Molecule: messenger RNA, 2464 nt
Organism: Amoebophrya sp. A25
Lineage: Eukaryota; Dinophyceae; Syndiniales; Amoebophryaceae
Source: the annotation of a GenBank genome assembly
GUCGUAUAGGUGGUCGUAGGCACGAAAAAAGAGACGCUGCUUCUGCUUGAAAAAAAUAUUGUUUGUGAGUGUUUGAGUUUGAGUGGUUUAUUGUUGACAACCUAGGCAGGACCCAAAAAUAACAUGAUGCCACGAAACCCGUGGCCCGAUUACGGCCGACACAAGUCGUUGCAGCUUACCUCAUGGAAGCAACCGAGCUGUUGUUCUAGUACUCCUACCACGCAUUAGGAGGACGCCGCAAUAGCUGCUCCACGGGGUGAUCGAGAUCGUUCACAGAAGGACUAGUAGUUGAGCUGCAAGGCUUAUCAAGUGGAAACAGGGAAAGGGAAACUGAACAAGGAGAAAGCUGAAGCGUACAUCACAACUACCUCCAAAGACAUCCCGAUCUUUGUUGUUGUGACGUUGGCCGAGACCUUCUCGUCGAAGACAAGCAUUACCGUGAAUAACACGCGCGAACGAUAGCAGUAGUACGUAGCUUACGCGCCUACACCAAAUCAUCGUCAGCCAGCAAGUGAAUGCAAGACGAAGCAGACAACGCAGUCGCACCAUAAUUUAGCAGAAGCAACAGCUCCACCAGGGCUUCGGCUGUAAACAAUUUUUCAAAGAACAACAAUACCGCAGACGAAGCAGGAGCAUUUUCUGAACAACUAGAGUUCUUGUUUGCAUAUCCUACGCAAAAGACCAAGUCCUUCUCAACAAGAUGGCGGACGAUUACGAUCACUUGAUAAAACUCCUUCUCCUCGGAGACUCAGCAGUAGGAAAAUCAUCACUGCUCAUGCGGUUCACGGAAGACAAGUAUAUUUAGGAUUUUUGAGAUUUUGCGACGUUGACACUACUUCAUAAUUUUCAUCUCCUUUAUGUGCCGAUUGUUCAGCUAUUUCGACAUCUUCACCAUUCAUCACUUGCAUCGAUCUUCAGGUUCGAGCAGAAUUUUGUCAUUACCAUUGGUGUGGAUUUUCGUAUGAAAACGGUGACGAGACCGACGGCGAGCGGCGAAGACAAGGUCUUGAGACUACAGGUCUGGGACACUGCAGGUCAGGAGCGAUUCCGUACAAUAACACCAGCAUAUUAUCGCAGUGCGAUGGGUGUCGUCAUGGUGUAUGAUAGUAUGGCGUGGGAGAUCUAUAUGUGAUAUCAUGAAUGUGAUUGCGUAAUCGUAAAAAAGUCUUGCACGUUCACUUGUCGCAUGCUCCCCCUUUCCAUGAUCAACCUUCUAUCAUCUUGUGGCUACGUACUAGAUCUAGUUACUAGGGCAUCGUAGCUAGUACAUCAAGACUCUCAUCAUCUUCACUCCCUUCCAUCCUUCAUGCACCUCACCGACGAGGGGACAUUCAACAACGUGGAAAUGUGGCUUAACAACCUGUCGCAGCAUGCGAAUGGAGACGUGCAAAAAAUCUUGAUCGGAAACAAAGCAGAUUUAGAGUUAUGACCUGUCCUAUUUCAUAUAAGUACCUAAGAACCUCCUACUCAACAUCUGACUGCUCUCUAACCCUAGAAAAGCGAAAGGUUGCAAAAGAGCGCGGCUUUGAACUUGCGGCGAAGCAUGGAAUGCAAUUCUAUGAGACAUCAGCGAAGACGGGAGAUGGCGUAGAUCCAGCGUUCAAUGAUAUAGCGGACAUGGUUGUCGCGACAAGAUACGCACCUCCACCUGCAGCAGGAGGAGCGGGAGGAGGUACUAGACUUGGUUUGAUUUUUAGGUGGGAGUUGAGCCAACGACUGGUAUUUUGUCAAACAAAUAUUUCUAGUUCUAGUGCUGGUCACUUUCCUAACGCAACAAAUGCCAACAGAGUUAAAGUUAUUCAAUCGAUCCUUUUCACAAAUUACAGCAGCGGCAGCAAGUAGCAGCGGCACAGCUAGUACUACAGCGGCAAGCAGUUCGGCCGGAAAAAGUGGCGCUACGCCUGGUGCUAUACAACUCACGCCUGAGCCGGCGGCUGGAAAGGGCAGUGGCGGCAAAGGAAAAAAGAAAUGCGCUUGUUAGCAUUCUGGGAGUGCUCUCCUCGUAGCUGAAAUUGUUAGUUCUUGUCGUGACGAAGAAACUAAAUGAGUCUCAUUCUCAAGCUUCUUUUUUUUCGGAGUAGUGAAACUACAACCUCAAAAAUUCCUUUAAUAGCACUAAUUUUGACAAUGUAUAACAACCAUGAUGCUUUAAGUAAAAUUGUCACACGGAACCGGAAGCAAAUUUUUCAUUUUUUCAUUCUUGAUGUAUGUAUGAUUAGCUGCAUCCACCGUGAUCCAUCCCUUUUGGCCGCAAUCAGAUUUAUCGUCUAGAUUUCGCCUUUUUUCAAAAUACUAGGGUUCAUAAUCACAAACACAACCGCAGAAGGUGCAGCACUAGAAGAUUCGUUUGAUGACAUGAUGAGUCAGAGUCACAGAGGAUCACGACUGAAAUAGAAACAAAGCCCUAAGAUCGAGUGGAAACAACAUAAACAACAUUAACAAAACGAAAGAAAACGACGCGACA